Polypterus senegalus (gray bichir) is the source of this 6940-nucleotide messenger RNA. RefSeq names its product GLI family zinc finger 3 (gene gli3). Lineage: Eukaryota; Metazoa; Chordata; Cladistia; Polypteriformes; Polypteridae. The record is from RefSeq and is a predicted model, not a curated record. Gene Ontology annotation, cellular component: nucleus. Gene Ontology annotation, biological process: smoothened signaling pathway; regulation of transcription by RNA polymerase II. The transcript has 15 exons. The coding region runs from base 394 to 5103 and encodes 1569 amino acids. Gene Ontology annotation, molecular function: RNA polymerase II cis-regulatory region sequence-specific DNA binding; DNA-binding transcription factor activity, RNA polymerase II-specific.
AUGGAGAGGGGAGCCGCAAAGGCUGUAGUCGUCACUUCAUUUUAACCAAAUUUACAUUAAAUACAGUAACACGCAACCAAGGAGAAUAAGAAAAUCAAUUAAUAAAAAGUGCUGUUCUUUCUGUCGGCAUCUCAAGACUCCUGUAGAUAUGCAAGAAGCCAGGCACUAUGGUGCAUCCACUGCGUGCAUCUGAAGUUUAGAGGAGGGAGAAAGGAAAGGAAGAAAAAAAGUUUUGUUGCAGCGCAGUAAGCUAGUUUCAGAAAGUGAAGUUUGGAGGAGUGCAGGAGUGGCGACUACGCUAAGCACAAGAAGCAUCAGCGGCGACCAGACACGGCUCUUCGGGCAAAGCACAAGGUGUUCACCUAACGAGAUUUAAAGUAAUGAUCAGAAAUCAUGGAAGCCCAGUCCCAUUCCACUUCCACAAUUGAGAAGAAGAAAGCUGAACAUUCCAUUGUGAAAAGUUCAACGCGAGCAGAUGUCAGCGAGAAAGCAGUUGCCUCCAGCACUACUUCCAAUGAGGAUGAAAGCCCUAGACAACCUUAUAACAGAGAAAGAAGAAACGCAAUUGCAAUGCAACCUCAUUCAGGUGGCCAAACACUUGGAAAGAUCAAUGAAGAGCCUUCAACAUCCACAGAAGAUAGAAGUCCAUUGGUGAAAAAAGAGAUACAUGGAUCCCUUUCCCACUUGACAGAGCACUCUGUUCCCUAUCGUGGCACACUCUUCACAAUGGACCCUAGAAAUGGCUACAUGGACCCCCAUUAUCCUCCACCUCACCUAUUUCCAACAUUUCACCCCCCGGUUCCAAUUGAUGCUAGGCAUCAUGAAGGACGUUAUGUGUAUGAACCCUCUCCUGUUCCUCCUCUGCAUAUGCCUCCUGGUCUCUCUGGCAGUUCAGCUUUCUCAGACAUCUCUUUAAUUAGAAUUUCCCCGCACAGAAACCCUUCUGCUGCUGCUGAGUCUCCUUUCAACCCCCCUCACCCCUAUAUUAACCCCUACAUGGAUUACAUCAGGUCUCUGCACAGCAGCCCCUCUUUAUCAAUGAUUUCAGCUGCCAGAGGACUCAGCCCAACUGAUGCACCACAUGCAGGUAUUAGCACUGCUGAAUAUUAUCACCAGAUGGCACUGCUGGCAGGUCACCGGAGCCCAUAUGCAGAUAUCAUUCCUUCUGUUGCAACCAGUGCUGGGGCAGGAACCAGUGCAUUACACAUGGAGUAUCUCCAGGCUAUAGAAGGUUCACGCUUUCCCAGUCCCAGGAUGACAGUUCGAUCCAGCCGUAAAAGGACCCUGCCAAUUUCCCCAAUGUCAGACCAUAGUUUUGACCUUCAGACCAUGAUCAGGACUUCUCCCAAUUCCUUGGUUACUAUUCUUAAUAACUCUCGAAGUAGUUCUUCUACUAAUGGAUCAUAUGGACAUCUUUCAGCAGGUGCAUUAAGUCCUGCCCUGAGUUUUGCUUACCUUCCUACGCCAGUAACCCAUCAGCAAAUGCAUCAACAGCUUAUGAGUCGACAGCCUAGCAUUGGGUCUGCCUUUGGACAUAGUCCUCCUCUCAUCCACCCAGCUCCAACAUUUGUAACACAGAGGCCCAUUCCAGGGCUUCCUACUGUCUUGAACUCUGCUCAGGUCAACACAGUGCCAUCAGAACCCAUGCAGAGUAAACCUACGAGUGAGUCGGCAGUGAGCAGCACUGGAGAUCCUCUGCAUAACAAGAGGUCUAAGCUUAAACCUGAUGAAGAUUUGCCUAGUCCUGGUACAGGAAAUGCACAGGAGCCACCUGAAGGUAUGACGUUGGUGAAGGAAGAGGGGGACAAGGAUGAAAGUAAACAAGAGCCAGAAGUGGUCUAUGAAACCAACUGCCAUUGGGAAGGCUGCACUAGGGAGUUUGACACACAGGAACAGUUAGUGCAUCAUAUUAACAAUGACCAUAUCCAUGGUGAGAAGAAGGAGUUUGUGUGUCGCUGGCUAGAUUGCUCCAGGGAGCAGAAGCCUUUCAAAGCCCAGUAUAUGUUAGUGGUUCAUAUGAGAAGGCACACGGGAGAAAAACCACACAAAUGUACAUUUGAAGGAUGUGCAAAGGCCUACUCCAGACUAGAAAACCUGAAAACACACCUGCGAUCUCAUACCGGAGAAAAGCCGUAUGUCUGUGAACAUGAGGGCUGCAACAAAGCUUUUUCUAAUGCCUCAGAUCGAGCAAAGCAUCAAAAUAGGACUCAUUCAAAUGAGAAACCUUAUAUAUGUAAAAUUCCUGGCUGCACAAAGCGUUACACCGAUCCAAGUUCUCUUCGCAAACAUGUCAAGACAGUGCAUGGCCCUGAGGCACAUGUGACAAAGAAACAACGCGGUGAUAUCCAUCCACGGCCUCCCCCUUCCCGAGAACCAGGCAACACUUCCCAGUCGAGAUCUCCAGGGCAGCAUUCUCAAGGAGGCUUUAUUGACCAAAAUUAUAACCAUACUACCUCAAAACAAGAAGAAUGUCUGCAGGUCAAGGCUAUCAAGACAGAAAAACCUAUGGCGUCUCAGCCAAGCCCUGGCAGUCAGUCUUCAUGCAGCAGUGAACAGCCCCCCUUCAACAACACGUCCAGCAGUGGAAUCGAGCUUGCUCUGAACAGGAGGGGCAGCAUGGGUGACCUCAACACAACUGAGGAGGCUCCCAUUAUGGAUUCUACAGUGUCCACAGCAACAACAGCACUCGGCCUGCAGGCCCGCAGGAAUGUGGCAGGGAUGAGAUGGAUGGAGCAAGUUAAAGUGGAAAAGCUAAAACAAAUUAAUGGAGUCCUACCAAGGCUAAACCCUGUUCCACCUCCAAAAGGCCUAGCCUUGCCUCCCAUCAUAGGAACUGGCACACAAUCUGGCUCAAACAAUGUUGGAGGUGGAUCUAUGACAAUCCUUCCCAGUAGGAAUGAGCUUUCCAGUACUGAUAUCACAGUAUUGAACCUGAUAAAUGAUCGACGUGAUAGCACAACCAGUACCAUCAGUUCAGCGUACCUGAGCAGCCGACGCUCAUCAGGAAUCUCUCCCUGCUUCUCUAGUCGUAGGUCUAGCCAGGCCUCGCAGGCCGAGGGACGGCACCACAACCUCAGUGUAACAGAUUCAUACGAUCCUAUUUCUACAGAUGCUUCAAGGCGCUCAAGUGAGGCCAGUCAGUGUGGAGGUAAUAGUGAGAGCUUGCUAAACCUCACUCCUGCUCAGCAGUAUAGGCUCAAAGCCAAAUAUGCUGCCGCCACAGGUGGGCCUCCACCCACACCGUUACCGAACAUGGAACGUAUGAGCCUUAAGACUAGAAUGGCUCUCAUGGGUGACUGCAAGGAGACUGGACUUUCCUCUUUGCCUCCUGUCAAUGUUCCAAGAAGAUGCAGUGAUACCGGUACUAAUGGUUUUAGCAGAAGAAGCAUUUUGUCACAGGGAGCAAUAGGAAGCAGCACAAGGAGGGCCAGUGAUCCAGUUAGAACAGUAUCUGAUCAAGUUAAUCUGCCUUUGGUACAACGAUUUAACAGUCUCAGCAAUAUGAACAAUAAUUCACUGGCACCCUUCACAGAAAGGAGGAAUCUCAGUCUCCAGAAUUAUACACGCUCCGAUGGUAAUCUGCGCUACCCAGUGUAUUCACCUUGCCCGCCAAGUAUUAGCGAAAAUAUUGCCUUGGAGGCAAUGGCAAUGGAAACUGAAGGUCUCCUGAGUGAUGAGGACAUUUUUCCUGAUGAUGUGGUGCAGUACUUAAACUCUCAAAACCAAGGACUAUAUGACAGUCUAAAUAACAAUAAUAGACAUGAUGGUAACAAGAACAGCUCUGUCAACAAUUCGGACCUAUAUGAUCAACUUCAGGAUCCAGCAGUAUUACACCAAAGUCUUGAACGUGAAUCAGACAAAGAUGACUUGCCAAUUCAAUGGAAUGAGGUUAGUUCUGGGAGUACUGAUAAGUCACCACCCAAACAGAAAUAUCAACAACAGGCAAUGACAGGACAAUCUAUUCGAACUUUUGGAUUAUUCAACAACAUGGUUUUACAGCAACAGAACAUUACUAGAGGAUUAUUCAACAACAUGGGUUUACAGCAACAGGACAUUACUAGAGGUAAUCAAAAUGCAUGUACAAUUCAACAAACACCUGAGAAUGGCUCAUUUAAUAGCCACCAUUCUCUCAGUAAUACAAAUAGCAUUGGUGGUAUGUUUAAUAGUCAAAUGAGUAAAAUUCAACAACAGUAUACACAGACUUCAUAUAGUAGCGAUCAGGAGACCAGGAAUGGUAGCACGUUGAUGAUGAACGAAAACCGUAACAACCACUUGCAGGCAUCCAUACUGACAGGGGCGACAGCUGCCAAUAUGGCUGGGGGUAUGCAACACCUAGAACAUCCUAGUGACCUCAGUUAUGUGCAACCUCAAACUACAGCACAGCAGAUUAAUGAAGAUUUAGUAUACCAUGAAAUAAAUAGGGGAAAUACAAUAGUGGGGCAUCACAACCCCUGCUCACAGUUGUCCCAAGUACAGGGGCUGCAAGCCUAUUCUCUCCCAGCUCCUGUUAACCUGACCUGUAGCUCAGCUGCCAGUAGGCAACCAUUAAGGAAUAAUUCGGUACACCAGGACCAAAUGAGAAAUGCAAACUCAACAUUCAGGAUUACUGGUGUUAAGCCAGAAAUGCAAGGCCACUUUGAACAAAACCCCUGUACUGGGUUGCACAACUAUUCUGGACAGAUGUUUGAUCAAAGUAUGGAUUAUAGUACAGCAACUGCAAAGCAAUCCUCAUUCCCUGAGCAGGAGAACAAUUGCAUGUUACAACAGAUAAACAUGAACUUAAGCAACAACAACUCUUCUGAACUUGUUUCUCCAGGGGCUAAUCAGGUUACUAGCACUGUUGACAGCAACAGCCUAGAUAAUGUGCAGCUGGACUUUGAUGCCAUCCUAGAUGAUGGUGACCACUCUAGCUUAAUUUCUGGGGUUUUGAGCCCAAGUAUUUUUCAGAAUCUCUCUAGAAACUCAUCACGCCUUACAACUCCUCGAGCUCCAGUGACCUUCCAGAACUUACCUGCCAGCCACAGCAACAUGGCAAUUGGUGAUAUGAACUCUUUGUUGACUUCUUUAGCCGAAGAAAGUAAAUUCCUUGCCAUCAUGCAAUAGGAGUUUCACGAUUGACAUACAUUAACAUUAAAAGACUUUUUGAAAAGAAAAAAAGAAACAUCUUUUAUAAUAAUUUUGUAUUGUAUCCAUCAUAUCCUUGGAAAAGGAUAUUUUUAAUGUUUAUUCCAUUUCUGGAAUGACAACUUUUUAAGCUCUUAUUUUUUGUAUUUUUUAAUUGCUAUUAAAUAAGGAAGAACUUGUCUUCCAUUUUUUUGUUAUUGCAACAGUAUUCUUUGUAUUGUCCGUUUCUUUAUGUAAAUUAUAGAUACAGUGCAUGUGAUGUUCAGGUCAACACUGUCUUUUUGCAAGUUUGUAAACUGAUUAAUCUUGUGAUGUUGUGACUGAAGACCAUUACAUCUACAUAAGUCAUGAGCACUAAAGGCUAACACGGGUUUAUAAAACUACACAGAUCUGGACCCAAAGGAUGUGUUUUUUUUUUGUUUUUUUUGUUUUGUUUUUUUUCCAUUUCAUUUAAAAACAGUGUCUUUUUUGCAGACAUGUACAUUAUACAGCUGUUUUUUAAGUGUAUUUCUUUGAAUGGUAUUUUUAACCUCCAUGUAGGAAUAUUUUUAAAAUUUUCUCCAAUAUGCACAUAUUAGUUUUAUUUUUGUUCUAUGUGUCUUUACACUGUGUGUAUAGGUGUGUGUGUGCUUUUGAUUGUAAAUAAUAUGAUUUGUACAUUUCAUGUUUUUAAGACUGUAUCUGCCAAGAUGAUUUCUAAUACAUCGCCACGUAUAGUUUUCAUAAUUCAAAAGCAAAUGACGCUCAAAUACUGAAAAAGUGAUGCUGUUUAAAUCAGGGAGAUGAAGGGCUCGAAGGGUCAAAGUGUUUCAGCCGCAAUACACUUUGUAGAUUUUGUUUGACAGUUAACAGAUGUUAAGUUCAGAGUGAAUAAAAUGUACCCAUUCUCAAGCUGCUGGGAUUAUUUUUACAUUGUGUGACACUUCGUUGACAAAUUAGUACGCAAUUUAAGGGAAGAGCUAAGCAUAUAUCAUUACUGGGGUCUAUAUACAUGUUGUUGCACAUCAUACUGCCAUAAAUGUGUGUUAGGUUUCUGACAGAAGGAUUGCAGUUUUGUUCAUAAUAAACUACAGACUAGAACAGCUCCUUAUUAUCACUUUAUGUGGUAUCAAAGACAUGUCAUUAUUAAAUACUAUAUGUGGUAGAAGCAAUCAUUCAAAGAUAUGGUGCAUUUUCAGAGUAUUAAUAAAAAUGUUAUCGUCUCUCUUUCAAAAAAAAAUAUGUAACUUCAGUAUUUGCAUACCAUAUUAAGGUACUUUUUUGUUUAUGCUACCAUAAAUAGUAGCAGGCCAAGUCUGGGAACAGUCCGGUAUGUUUGUCAAUCAUGUUGUUAUCAAAAUGUUUAUAAGGUACGUGCCUUAUUUGUGUUAAUGUUACAAGAGAGAGCAGAAUCACUGCCAGACUCCAUUGUAAGGUAUUAUUAAUGUAUGAGACGUAGUGUAAAAUGAGUAGAAUUUCUUGUUUUGAAAUCUUUUGUAUUUGUUUCCAGCAGAUAUUUUGGCAGUUUUUAAAGGUAUUAUAGAUAGUACUUUUUUUUUUUUUUUUUUUAUGAAUACAAUUGCAAAUAAUCAUUUUUAUACUUGUAAAUAUAUGUAAUGUAGAUGUAGAACUGACAUGAAGAGGCUUUACUGGCCAAUAAUGAUGACUUUUACAGCAGGGAUACAAUGGUUUAAGCCUUAGAUUGGAUGGGAGGCUCUGUAGCACAGUGCAUAUCACACAGUGUGCUUUAUGCUGUCAGAUCCACUUAGCAGUUUUUAUAACUGAAGAAAAUGUUUGUACAAUUUUAAUAAAAAAAUAAUUUUAUAUUUGAAUCUCA